Molecule: messenger RNA, 717 nt
Organism: Echinostoma caproni
Lineage: Eukaryota; Metazoa; Platyhelminthes; Trematoda; Plagiorchiida; Echinostomatidae
Source: the annotation of a GenBank genome assembly
AUGGUGUGCAAUACUACUUGCCAAUCGGCCGAUCGGUUUUGGGCCGUCCUCUAUCCGAACACAUAUCGCAUAAAUGCAAAACGCUAUAUCACUAUUUGCUUCCUGAUCACUGCAUUCUACUCCGGUGUGGCUUCUAUUGCACGCUUUUUCGGCGUAAGACAUAUAGAUGGAAAAUGUGACGUAAACGAGGACUCAUUAACCAAUCAGGUAGCAAGCUUUGUGGACAGCGGUUUUCGUUAUGUAAUACCCAUGACGGUGAUCGUGUCGAUAAACAUUCUGGUAUUCCGUGAACUGCAUCGGAUGGGGUUGUUCAAAUUUGAAACCAGAAGAAAACGCACUCCUUCUAGCGACACAGUGGUCAGCAUGAUGAAUCAGGAAGAUCAGGCUGCACAAUCCGUGAUUAAAUCGCAAAGGAAAAUAUUUCUCAAUGUGACCCUUUUGACAGUCGAAAUGACUGCUAUUGAAGUGGUAACGAUCAUUCUUAGCGUGUUAGAUGCUUACGAUAUGCUGGAUUUUGGUGUGGAUUCUACAUGUCGCAUGUGCUUUAUAUUUGUUACUGCCCUACUAUCCGGUUGCAAUCCGUUUGUGGAAAUUUCAACAAUGACAAUAUUGAGAAAUUCAUUUCGAACUCAGUGGCUCAAAUACCUUUCGAAAUUCCGUCAAAUUCAUCUCAUCCGUAAUGUGCUUGAUCAUACGAAACCUACAGUUGAACGGUGA